This is a messenger RNA of Pieris brassicae (large cabbage white), 3240 nucleotides long. Its product is annotated as zinc finger protein 592-like. The transcript is spliced from 3 exons. The record is from RefSeq and is a predicted model, not a curated record. Bases 174 to 2090 code for a protein of 638 amino acids. Lineage: Eukaryota; Metazoa; Arthropoda; Insecta; Lepidoptera; Pieridae.
AUACAAAACACAUUUUUUGAUAAUUGCAACACUAUCUUUCCGUCAAAAAUUGUGGACGACCUAAAAAGAAAAUAACUACUCUUACAAUUAUGAAUACCCAUUCAACUAGAAUUACAAAUAAUUUAUAGAAAAGUAUUAAAAACUCGCAGAGGUAUACUGUUCAAUAUCUGGAAAUGGCUUCUGAUAUAAUUAUGAAUGAAAAAAUCAGUAUUCAGAAUAUUCUGUUUACAAAGGCAAUGCCUAAUUAUAAAAUACCUAUACCCACUGAUGGAUAUAAAGUUCACUCCUGUACUGAUUGUGGAGACAGAUUUUUGUUUGAGUCUAGCCUAGCAGUACAUAUAAACAGAAAAUCUUUCAUGAUCAAAUACUUGUGCAGGUACUGUGGGUGUCUAAAUGAAUUCUUUAAUAGGUGCCAGUUUUUAUCACAUAUACGCUCUCAUGUGACUAAAACUGCAACAGUAAACAUAAGUGAUAUAAAGGUGGAACCAUUACCAUUAAUAACAUCAGUGGCACAAAGUUCUCAAAACAACCAAGAAAAUGAUACCCAAAUAACGAAACACUUUAAAUACCCAUGUUUUGAGUGUAAAGAUGAUAUAGCUGUUACUGGAAUUCUUGAAAAAGACAGAGCUUUACAUUACAUGCAAACAACAAGAAUGCUGACAUGUCCUGUGUGUUUAUUCACAUUACCCUCAUCAUGUGCACUUAUUGCCCAUCUCCGAAUACAUUUAAAAACUCCUCCAUUCAUUUGUUCAGAAUGUGGUGCAUACCUUAGCCUUAGAACCUGUAUGUACCCAUAUAAUCAUGAUUGUGAUGGUUUUAAAAUGAUGAGAGUAACAUCAAGAAUAAAAUGCAUAAAUGGUACUUGUCCAGCAAUUCAUCCAAAUAAUUUUCUUAUGCAUUUGAAAUCUUGCCACUUAAACAAAAUAUAUAAAUGUCCUAAUUGUUAUCUAGCUGGUUACAGUGAAAAUGCUGUUCUUAAACAUGUAAUGAGAUGUUGUAAUAAAACUAAGUAUCCAACAUAUUUUGAAUGUCAGCAGUGUCCUGGAAAUUUUCUAAGUUCAAGUCAAAUUCAUAAGCAUCUUGAUAAGCACUUCCAGGAGACUCAAAAAAAUUGUGACAGUCAAAUAUUCCCAUGCUGGAGUUGUGGUUUAACUUUGUCUAAUGUGUAUGAUUUUCUCAAUCACCAUAUAUCUAAACAUUGGUCCUAUACUACCAAUAAAAUAUUAGGAAAUGUUAUAAAGACUGUUAAAUAUGGAGAUUGUGAUUCUUGUCAUAAGACAUUAUGGUACUGGCAACAGAGCCAUGAAAGAUUAAAGAAAUGUUUUUAUUGCAUUCUUAAUGGCAAUUCAGAAACUAUAUUUGAGGAAACAUCCAGUAAUCAGCUUAAUAAACAUCAUAAUAUAAAAUGUCAUGUAUGCAAAAUUGAAGUAAAUGAAAAUUGGGAAGAUAUUAAAAAGCAUUUUAACCAAUUUCACAAAAGUAUCAAAUAUUUAGACUUAAAAUUGGUUGUAAGUAAAUUAAACUCGAAGAGUUUUCAGAAAUAUGCAAACAGGUCACAUAAUGCACCAACAAAAAAAAUUACCAAACAUUUUAAACAGAAAAAAAGACCAAGUUCAAUUAAACCACUCUAUGAUAAAAUCAACAUUCAUAAUUCUACAAAAGAAAUACUUAAAAAUUCCUACAACUGUUUGAAGUGCAACUAUAAUACUGAAGAUAUAAUCUCUUAUGAAACCCAUAUAAAAACUCACAGGGAUCCUGAUAUGGCAUACCAAUGUAUGGAAUGUGGUAAUUGUUUAGCAGUAAAACCAUCAUUUUCUAAACACCUACUAUUGGAACACAAUAUAUCUGAUGUAGAAUAUUAUGUUAAAAAUAAAGAUUGCUUCAAUAAAACAGCUUUUGAGAAAACAAUGAAAGUCCAACCAGAGGAAAAUUUGCCACUUGAAAAAAAUCAGUGCAAUGUGUGUAGAGAUAAAUUUAUUGAUUCAAACAGUUUGGAAAAACAUUAUAGAGUUCAUGGUAUGGCUUUCUUAAUUAAAAACACACAAAAAUCUAAGAGCCCACAAAAUGAAAAGGAUAAUAUUGUUAUAUAAGAAACUUUUCAUUACCUACUUCAGUGUCAUGUCCCUCACAUUACAUUACUAUAUUCAUCUUUCAUAUAUUUAAUUUAUAAAUUGCAAUGUUUUCCAAUUUUUUGAAUGUUGUAGCAGGACAAUUUUGUUCUUAAUAACUCUUUCUGCUCCUCCUUUCUUCUAUAGAAAUCUGUAAUGAUACAAUUCCUGUAACUCAUUUAUUGUAUGGUUGUGUUAGGUUUUUAUAACAGAUAAGAUAGAUAGCCCUGUUUUUUUUUAGUUUUUGCAACAGAAUAUUUAAAAUAUGUUUUAUACAACCUGUGCUUUACAGUAGUUAGAUGUGAUGCUUGCUAAUUAUCUACCACAGUAUAUAAUUUUCAAUAGUUCCUUCUUAAACCAAACUAGCAUCCUUAGUUUCAUUAUAAGUACAGUGAAAUCUGAAGAAUGUGAUGAUUGUAAAUAAAAUUUAUGUUAACCCUUCUGAACCAUUCCAAAUCAACUUUUUCUGAAAUAUUUUACUGUGAAAAAUAAAUAUGUAUAAAUAGUAAUAACAUUUUAAUUACAAUCUCACUUAAAUUACAGGGCAAAGGUACAGUUAAAAUGAGAAGAUUCAUACUAGUGACAUUUAAUAUUCCUCAAGCAGUGACCAUUUAUUAUAAUUUACAGGUACUAAGUUGCCAAAGUCAAAACCUUCUGUUAUGAUAUAGGCUAUUGGCAUAAAAUAAUAUCACAUUACAUAAAUUUACACAUUAUGUUUAAAUUAUACUUAUUAAAUGUACAGAACAGAAUAAUUGAAAUUAGCUAUAACCUAAAUCAAAUUUAUACAUUAAAUAUAUUUUAAAAUUAAGAUUGCAGAUAAUAGUGGAAAUGGAUAAGAAAAAUACUGAUCCCUUUAUAAAUAUUAAAACCAUUGGAUGACUAUUGUUCUCUAUUAAUCUUAUAUAUAAAAUAGCAAUUUAUUAAUUCAUACAUCUGAAUAAAAGAAAAUCUAAAUUGUUAAAGUAGUUAUACAAAAAGGUGGAUAGUAUUAAGUUAAAUAAAUGACAUAUACUCCUUUAAACUGUUUCAUUUAGAUUCUAAUGGUAUAUAUAUUGGAUGAUAUUUAUAUGCUCCUUUCAUAGUUUUUCUGCAUUGUGGGCAUCUUUUAUCAUGACGUAAUGCUGUUUCAAUA